Messenger RNA from Parastagonospora nodorum SN15, 169 nucleotides. RefSeq lists its product as hypothetical. Lineage: Eukaryota; Fungi; Ascomycota; Dothideomycetes; Pleosporales; Phaeosphaeriaceae. The coding region runs from base 1 to 141 and encodes 46 amino acids. The transcript has a single exon. The record is from RefSeq and is a predicted model, not a curated record.
AUGGCCAAGACCAAAAAAGAGAAAUGGAUAUCAAAAUGGCAAAAAGUGAGGAUCGAAUCCUCGACGUUUUUGUUCCAAAGAUUGAGUAAGUGCAGUGUUGUGCGGGACUCGCGGUCACUUCUGGUAAAAGGCAAGAAAUGAGUUCGUACAAAUCCUCGCACUGCACAAG